AUGAAUCCUGUAGGUCACCCGGCAGAGGCCGUUCCAUUGCAGGGCAGGUCUGACGGGCUCCCUGGACAGCCUGGAGCAGCCACAGUGGUUCAGUACACCGCCGUGGACAUCACCUCUGAGCCCCCCAAGGACCACAUCGCCUGGUCCCAGUGCUGCUUUUCCUACUCAAACCCCUGCUGCCUGGGACUGGCGGCUCUCAUCUUCUCUGUCAAGUCCAGAAAUCGGAGGGUGGCUGGAGACCUGGAGGGGGCCCGACACUACGGCUCCAUUUCCCGCUGCCUCAACAUCUUGUCUUCUGUCCUGACCGUCAUUAUGGUUCUUAUUUUCAUUAUUAUAAUGACCAGCUAACCCAGCCGAAGCUACUAUUAAACAUAAAUUCAAGUAGUGUUGUCAUGCUUCUGUGGCUUGGUGAUGCUUUUGUUUCUCUGGUUUAUGCUCACGGCACAAUUUGGCAACUUUUUAAAAAAAUCUUUUUACUUACAUCCUCAAGCAGAUGCUUAUUUCUCUUUGUGAUGCAAAAAUCUUACAUUUAACUCAUCCAUGUUUCCUGAACUGCAGUCGAGAUUGAAUGCCAGACUUUGUCAUUCAGUUCAGGCUUUCU
Messenger RNA from Chelmon rostratus (copperband butterflyfish), 601 nucleotides. Its product is annotated as dispanin subfamily A member 2b-like. NCBI's taxonomy places the organism in Eukaryota, Metazoa, Chordata, Actinopteri, Chaetodontiformes, Chaetodontidae. The transcript is spliced from 2 exons. Bases 1 to 348 code for a protein of 115 amino acids. The record is from RefSeq and is a predicted model, not a curated record. Gene Ontology annotation, cellular component: plasma membrane.